This is a messenger RNA of Diceros bicornis minor, 5396 nucleotides long. It is a transcript of the gene FBXO32, whose product is annotated as F-box protein 32. The record is from RefSeq and is a predicted model, not a curated record. The transcript has 9 exons. Gene Ontology annotation, biological process: protein ubiquitination. Gene Ontology annotation, molecular function: protein binding. Bases 641 to 1708 code for a protein of 355 amino acids. Lineage: Eukaryota; Metazoa; Chordata; Mammalia; Perissodactyla; Rhinocerotidae. Gene Ontology annotation, cellular component: nucleus; SCF ubiquitin ligase complex; cytoplasm.
CCUCCUCCCCACCCCCGCCCCGCAGUGACCCAGGCGCCGCUCGGGCCUCCUCCUCCCUGCCCCUCGCCAGCCCGGGAGUCGCAGGAGGACGGGGCGCGGCUUCCCGAGCGCCGGGCCUGGUUCUCCCGGCGGCGGCAGCUGCGCCCUGGGGGCGGGGAGGGAGCGCAGAGGGACCGGGCGAAGGGGCAGUGGGCGCCCCGGCCUCGCAGCGCGGCUUCAAGUUUCCACCGGCGCGCGGUUGUGCAACAGCGAGAGGAGCCGGAGCCGCGGGCGCCGCGGAAAACAGGCCGAGCCCAUAAACAAAGCCACGUGGCCUCCGGGCCGGGGGGGCGGGCUGAGAGCAGGAGGCUCUUCCGGCAACAAAGAGCCGCGGCCAGCGGCCCGGGAUAAAUACUGCCGCCCGGACCGCGGCGCAGCGCUCCAGCGAGCCCCGCGCGCCCGGCGACCCUCCUCAGCGCCCUCUGCGAGCGCAGGUACCCCGUGCCGCACCCCCCCCGCCAACCCGCAGCCCUCCGCGCCAGCUCCCUGCAGCCGCCCCCCUCGCCGACCCCAGCAUCCGGAGCAUCCGCCCAGGGCGGCGCGUCCCCGAGGCCGCCGGGCCGGUCCAGUCCAUCAGCCGGUCGCGUCCGCUCGCGGUGCCAUGCCAUUCCUCGGGCAGGACUGGCGGUCGCCCGGGCAGAGCUGGGUGAAGACGGCCGAUGGCUGGAAGCGCUUCCUGGAUGAGAAGAGCGGCAGCUUCGUGAGCGACCUCAGCAGUUACUGUAACAAGGAAGUAUACAAUAAGGAGAAUCUUUUCAACAGCCUGAAUUAUGAUGUUGCAGCCAAGAAGAGAAAGAAAGACAUGCUGAAUAGCAAAACCAAAACUCAAUAUUUCCACCAAGAAAAAUGGAUCUAUGUUCACAAAGGAAGCACUAAAGAGCGCCAUGGAUAUUGUACGUUGGGGGAAGCUUUCAACAGGCUAGACUUCUCAACUGCCAUUCUGGAUUCCAGAAGAUUUAACUACGUCGUACGGCUGUUGGAACUGAUAGCAAAGUCACAGCUCACAUCCCUGAGUGGCAUCGCCCAAAAGAACUUCAUGAACAUUUUGGAAAAAGUGGUACUGAAAGUCCUUGAAGACCAGCAAAACAUUAGACUAAUAAGGGAACUGCUCCAGACCCUCUACACGUCCUUAUGUACACUGGUCCAAAGAGUCGGCAAGUCUGUGCUGGUCGGGAACAUUAACAUGUGGGUGUAUCGGAUGGAGACGAUUCUCCACUGGCAGCAGCAGCUGAACAACAUCCAGAUUACCAGGCCUGCCUUCAAAGGCCUCACCUUCACUGACCUGCCUUUGUGCUUACAACUGAACAUCAUGCAGAGGCUGAGUGACGGGCGUGACCUGGUCAGCCUGGGCCAGGCGGCCCUCAACCUGCACGCGCUCAGCGAGGACCGGCUGCUGUGGAAGAAGCUGUGCCAGUACCACUUCUCCGAGCGGCAGAUCCGCAAGCGAUUAAUUUUGUCAGACAAAGGACAACUGGAUUGGAAGAAGAUGUAUUUUAAACUCGUGCGAUGUUACCCACGGAAGGAGCAGUAUGGAGACACCCUUCAGCUUUGCAGACACUGUCACAUUCUUUCCUGGAAGGGCACUGACCACCCGUGCACAGCCAAUAACCCAGAGAGCUGCUCCGUCUCACUUUCACCCCAGGACUUUAUCAACUUGUUCAAGUUCUGAAUCCCAGCACAUGACAGCACUUCAGAAGGGUUCCCCUGCUGAUUGGAUGGUUGGGAAUACAGAGUUUGGACACUUCAUUUGUAAAUAGUGUACAUUUUAAACAUUGGCUCGAAACUUCUGAGAUAAGUCAUUGAGAGGACCUUGGAGGGGAAAGCUGCAGUCGCUGGCUGGGAAUUUAAGAAUAUGGACUUCUCAUUAGAAUUGGUAUGGAAAAGCAGAGAUACUGUAAAUAAACUUUUUUUCCUAACGAUUUGCCAGCAAGACUAUAAGGGCAGGAAUUCUACUUCGUCAAUGAAAACAGAAUUCUCUUGGUGUUCACUGACACUCCUUUAUAGUACCCUAGAGAUGUGGAAGAAAAAGGCAAAACUCGAAUACAAGGUAGAACCUUCUUUGUUUACAAUGUGAAAAAUUGUCUAAAAAAAGAAAGAAAAAAAAAAGAAGAAGAAAACUAUAUAUGAGAAAUCCCUGGGCUUUUGGUUUGAUUUUGGGUUUGUUUUGAAAAAGCUAAGGAAGCAUCACCCAUCUUAAACCCACAUGGGCAUAAGGCCUUAUCUGACAAAGAUACCACACAUCACACAAUAGUCUACCUCGGAAAGCAUGCAAUGCUCUCUUUGACAAAGUGCAUUGUUCCGUAGGCAGUGUCUGUUCUUGUUUCUUCAUCAUAGAAAAAGUGAUUUAAAAUGGGAAGGGAUAUUGGAGGCAAUCCUCAUCAUGUUUCAGACUUCCUUUUUAGGCGAAUGGGGCACUCUUUGGAGUUGCCUCUGUUCUAGAACAACCCCAAAGCAUGUAUGCCCUUUUUUCCUUGCAUGUCGUAGCUCAUUCAGGGCAAUGUAAGGCCAAUUAAAAACAGUCCCAGAGGAAGUCCUGCCGCAGAAAAGAUAGAAUUAGUCACCCAGUAGCUGUGAAGACUUUCUUAUUCCUGUUGAACUUCUUGGCUUGUCUGGGCUUCCCUGAGUAUCUUCAUGGAUAAGCAUAUCUCUGUGGACUGGUCGGAGCCAGAGUGCUGAUAAAGUCUUGUGAGACAGGUUUUCCAUGUCAGUUAAACGUUUUACCAGCUGCUUUCCCUCUUGGCGAGUGAUGAGCUGAGGAGCUUUCUUUUCUUUAAGUCCGACAUCAAAAUUUAGUCAACCUGAGCUAGGGCUUCUUGCAAGGAUGAUAAAAUAAAGCCUGGAGUUCUAGCCAAAUAGGGAACAGAGGUACUGUGAGUUCAUCCUAAACUUGCGCCAUCCCCCAGGCAUCUUGCUAGGCAGAUACCAGCAGGUAGCUGUGUGGAAGAAAGGAAAUCUCAGGACUUAAUGAGUUCAUUAUCAGAUAUUCCUGGGAAGGGGGAGGGGAUGUUUUUGUUUUUUACUUUUUAUAGAACUUUGCUUUUCAACAACAGUGUACAUAUUUUUGCAGUUAGCAGUUGUAUUUGCUUUGCUGUUUUUUUUCUUUUUGCAAAUAAAGUUGCCACCCUGCAUGCACUUGGCAAAUAAGUGAAGCAGAAAUAGGAACUUGGUUCAUAUUCACCAUGGGGAACAGUGUAUCCUUAAGGGUUGAACUUGGGGUGACGUAAAGAGAGGAAAGAUGGUUAAGCAUGGACAGAAAUGAGCCAAGGGACCAGCCAGCCCAGCAGGACCCCUUCACACCCUUCCCUCAGUGCACAACCCAAGUACCAGCAUUCGGAAGAGAAGUCAACUGCUAGUCAACACACCUUGCUUUGCAAUGUUUGUGCCUACUCCAGGGUUCCUCAGUGGUUAUUUUCAUUCUCACCUCCCUAAGAAGAAAAAAUUAAAUUGAAUUUAAAUUCUCCCUAAUGAAAAAAGUUAAAUAUUAAAGAAUAAGAUCUUGUUGGGUACGUUUGAGCUUUGGAGGGCCACCAACCACUGUUGUACCUAAGAGUUUUUUUUACAUUUCCCUCCCCCCAAGUCAAGGUCGCAUGGAGAAUGCAGGGCCUAGACUGUGGAAUGAAAAGCUAGUUCUUCCAUAAUUCAGACAGGUUCUCUCAAAUGUCUUAGCUUCCCUGAGGAUAUGGGGUGGAGUUGGGUUUGUUGUUGCUGUGAGAGCUCUGGGACCCUUGACUCGGAUAUUUUUAUGUUAAGCUUUCGUGGCCUUCCACAUCUUCCCACUAACUCAUGACCCUUUUCGUGCUGAUCAAGGAGGUGGAAACUCCUCUGCAUCUUCAGGUUUGCAGUCCUAGAAAUGUUGCCCGCUUUGGACUGUCAACAAUGCUCAUCUUGCACAUCAUGCCCCAGGCAGCAAGGCGCAUCUUGUAAGAUGACCCCUACCACAAGGGACAGGGUUACGGUUUUCUGAAAUGUUUACCUAGAUAGUGUCUCUGGGCUCUCCCCAUCUCCUUUGGCAUUAUUGGAGGUGGUGUGUGACCGAGUCGAGGAAGAUUUUUAAGAAAAAAAAAGAAGAAACCAACAUUUGUGGGUCUCUUUCAUUGGAAAAGGAGAAUGAGGGAAAUGGCAGGUGGAGAGGGAGAGGGAAAGGAAUAGAAAUAGCAUGUCUCCGAUGCUGUGGUCUGUGUGUGGGCAAUGGAGAAGAGCAGAGUGGGUGCAGAGCAUCUGUGUUGGCACCAUGUGGUAGCUGUGAAGCAUGGCUAGAGCCUCAUAUAUGAGUAAAGUGAGUUAAAAAAAGAAAAUUCUUGUUUCCUGGGCACUAAUUAUCUAUAGAAUUUUAUUGGCAAACCCUCCUUGGACAACCUGAUCUAAAACACAAAAACAAAGAAUCUUUGUCUCAGAAUGGCUGGUCUAAAAGCCAGAAGAGACAUGACAUGGAAAUUGCUAGAAGAGACGGAAUGUUCUACUCUCUUUGCUGUACCUACCCUGCACCGUAGAAUUUGAAAUUGAUAUCAAAUGUGAAGUAAUUUGGACUUCCAGAGAAGGAAAGAGUUUUGUCCAGGGCAGGGUGAGCAAAUCCACAGGGAUGUUACAAUUUGGGCCAACUCAAAGGUUUAUGGGCCAUGAGCCUAGAGUCUCCUGUGAGAAAGGCACAGCAUUUGGGGAAAGGAGAAUGUGUGAAGUUUAGGAGUGCUAACGUUAUAGCAAGAUCCAGAAAAAAGUUCAAUGACAUUUUAAACUAGAUUGCGUUAUUAAUCAAUGCUGUUGCUUUGAGCAAAUGGAUCAGUCGUAUGGGAGGGCAGGUGGCAGAAACCACAAAGUGGAAACAUCCCCAGGGUGUCAGUUGUGAGAUGACAUUUGUUUGGUGAUGAUCAAUUUUAUAUUGAAGUGGAGGAGAUAUUUUAGAUGCGCUGGAUUUACGCUGCGAAACUCAACGCAAGAGCGGGCUUUACUUAGCGAUGGUGAAGUCAGGUAACAGGUAUGUACUGCAUUAUUGCCCCAUUUCUCAUCUUUGUGGAUUCAAAAAUUGUUUUUCAUGAGGAGCUUGUAAUUAACAGAGGCUUCUUGUUUCUGUUGUUUUUAUGUGGGAGAAGAGAAAGAGCUUGGAAUUUUAUUUGUCUAAGCAAGUGGUGUGAUUUAUAAGAAGGUCGAUCAUUUCAAGACAUGUUCAACAGUGUAUCAUUCUUAGCUUUCAAUACCAUGUUUAUCAUAAAAUAUGCACCUGAGUUUAUAUUUUUCUGCCAGGCUGUAGGGCAAUAAUGUCUUGCUAUGCAAUCACUCUAUUUUAUGUGUGAAUUUUUUUUAACUGUAAUUUUAUGUGUGAAUUUUUUUUAACUAAACUAUAUCAUCAUUUUCUAUGUUGA